AUGCGAGUCCCAACGAGGGCCUCUGGACAGGCUGUACGAGCCCUGCAGCUCACAUCAGAUGCUUUCCAAUCCAUUGCGGCGCCGAAGCCGUCGAACCUGCCGGACGCCACCCGCAGAACCGUCGCCUCCGCUUCUCUUUCCCCUCUCCCCCCCUCUCGCUCGCCAUGA
Messenger RNA from Rhodotorula toruloides NP11, 168 nucleotides. RefSeq lists its product as uncharacterized. The record is from RefSeq and is a predicted model, not a curated record. The transcript has 2 exons. Lineage: Eukaryota; Fungi; Basidiomycota; Microbotryomycetes; Sporidiobolales; Sporidiobolaceae. The coding region runs from base 1 to 168 and encodes 55 amino acids.